Molecule: messenger RNA, 699 nt
Organism: Zasmidium cellare ATCC 36951
Lineage: Eukaryota; Fungi; Ascomycota; Dothideomycetes; Mycosphaerellales; Mycosphaerellaceae
Exons: 1
Coding region: 1-699 (232 amino acids)
Source: RefSeq, a predicted model, not a curated record
AUGUCGGCCCAAAAGGUCUCUUCAUCAAAUGCCGCAGACCCAUACCGCACCGCCGAGGACCUCUUCCAGAACAUCGGACCGGCAUAUCAAGACGCCUUUGGAUACCAUGCUCCAGCCCACAUCCGCUCACUCAAGCUCCUGAUCUCCCAGCUGCCACAAGGAUCUAAAGUAGUUGACAUCGGCUGCGGCACGGGCAGACCAGCUUGCGAGAUGCUCGUCAAAGCAGGCCAUAAAGUCACCGGCGUCGACGCCGCUCCGGCUAUGAUCGAGAGUGCCCGGGCUCAAGUCCCUGAUGGCACGUUCUAUGUCUCCGACUCGAGAGCGUGGGAACCUUCUCCGUCUGAGCUGCCAUACGAUGCGGAGAUCGCGUACUUCAGCCACUUAAUCGGCAUGUCUCAGCAAGAUAUCCGGGACUUCUUCCCAACCGCAUUCAAAUGGCUCAGACCAGGCGGGCUUCUGGUCUUCGGCACUGUGCCGGUCGACAAGGAGCACUGGCCGACGAGGUGGAUGGCCCGAGAUAUCAUCUCGUCUAGUCUGGAUACGCCGAAACUUUUGGAUGCUGUUCGGGCGGCUGGGUUUGUUGUCGAGCAUCAUGAAGAGGAGUCGUUUCAUCCCAGGGCUAAGGAUGCUGGGAUUUGUGCUGAGGAGGAGACGAGGCCCGAACCGCAUGUGUUCAUACAUGCGAGGAGGCCGGAAUAG